AUGGGAGGCGAAGCUGAAUCCAGACGUCAUUUGUUACAGUGCUGCAAUCAGCGCUUGCGAGAAAUGCUUCCAGUGGGCGCAAGCGUUGUCUUUGUUCACAAUGUUGCAAGAGACCAACUUGGAGCCCGACGCUCCCCGAUCACGUACAGUUCUGCGGUUAGCGCGUGCGAGAAAGUUGGACGGUGGCAGCACGCAUUGUCGUUGUUCAGCGAGAUGAUGGAAGCGACGGUCGAGAUCGACACCAUUUGUUGCAACGCUGGAAUCAGCGCUUGCAAGAAUGAUGGACAGUGGCAGCAGGCAUUGUCGUUGCUGAAGGAUUUGUUUGAAGCACACUUGACACCGACAAUCGUGAGCUACAGUGCUGUAGUUAGCGUUUGCCAGAGUGGCGGACAGUGGCAGCAGGCUUUAGCAUUACUGCACGAAUCGAUGCAAGUGACAUUGGAGUCAAACGUCGUCAUUUUCAGCGCUGGAGUCAGUGCAUGUGUUACAGGCGUGCAGUGGGAGCAGGCUCUGUCGUUGCUCAGCGAAGUGUCGGAGGGGAAAUUAACACCGAAUUCCAUCACCUUCAAUGCGGCAAUCACUGCUUGCGAGAAAGGUGGGCAGUGGCUGCAGGCGUUGUCGCUACUCCAAGAGAUGCCAGGAGCAGAGUUGUUCCCGAACAUUGUCACCUUUAAUGCUGGGAUCAGCUCGUGCGAAAAGUGUGGCCGGUGGCAGCAUGCGCUAUCGUUGUUAAGCCAGUUGGUGAAAGCAACAGUUGAACCAGACGUCGUCAGCUAUAGUGCUGCGAUCAGCGCGUGCGAGAAAGGAGGGCAAUGGCAGCAGGCGAUGAUGUUGCUCAGUGAACUGCGCAAACGGAUAUUGGAGCCAGAUGUGAUCUGUUUCAGCGCAGGAGUGAGUGCAUGUAACAAAGGUGGGCAGUGGCAGCAGGCCCUGGCACUGUUCCACGAGAGUAGGGGAGCGAAGUUGGAACUCGACAUCGUCAGCUUUAACUCUGGAAUAUGUGCUUGCGAAUGGGGGAAGCAGUGGCGGCAGGCUUUGAUGUUGCUUUGUGGGCUACGGCAAGCGAAGCUUCAGCCGGAUGUAAUCAUCAUCUACAGUGUUGGGAUCAGCGCGUGCGAGAAGGGCGAGCAAGCGAUCUAA
Prorocentrum cordatum is the source of this 1140-nucleotide messenger RNA. NCBI's taxonomy places the organism in Eukaryota, Dinophyceae, Prorocentrales, Prorocentraceae. The record is from the annotation of a GenBank genome assembly.